UGAUUUAUAGGCUGCCAUUUUGAUCGUGAAUCGUGAAGGUGGUCGGCUUCAUUGCAGCGUGCAGUUGCGUGUAAAAUGACUUUCCUAAACCGUGCCAAUCAAAGUUUUUUAACCCAUGCUCGCCUCUGGUAUCUUGUAGAUGCGAAGGAUCAGAUCAAUGGACGCUUAGCUUCGUAUCUAAGCCAAGUUUUGCAAGGAAAGACAAAACCUAUAUACCAUCAUACAGAUGAUGUUGGUGAUUACGUUGUGGUGAUCAACACGAGACAUAUUGUUUUAUCUGGUACCAAGUGGAAAAAUAAACUUUAUCGUCAUCACACUGGUUAUCCGGGUGGAUUAAAAUCUAUAACUGCAAGAGAGCUGCACAAGCGAGACGCUACAAGGAUCCUAUGGAGGGCUGUCUAUGGAAUGCUUCCGAAAAACAAUCUCAGACCUAUUUGGAUGAACAGAUUGUUCCUUUUUGAGGACAAUGAACAUCCGUACGCGGAGAAUAUUUUUGCCAAAUUGGAAGGCCCAGCCCCCUUACCCAAAAGACUGGAAGAAUUCACAGUAGAGGAAAUCGAAAACUAUCCGAAACUCUUUUGAUCAAUAUUUUGGAUGCUAGCCCUCAUUAACUCCAACCAUCAUUGCCUUUUCAACUGUGAGAAUGUAAUUUUUGCAGAGAUAACAUCAAGAUGAAAAACAUGAUGAAAAUUUUGACUUAACAUUUUCAUGAGUCAAUGGAUGACUUUAGCCGUCACGUGGUGUUUGGCUCACUAGUUAUAUGCACAUGACAUGAAAAAUAACAAGUACAAUUCAUCAUUUCAUGGUCAACCACUAUCCCAUUUACCUAGUAAUUUCAAAUAAACCGUGUUUUUUUUUGAGGCAAUGACACAAUUAAAACCAUGAAUUAACCAUCAGUUGCCUAUUAUUUCAUUUAUUUACCUGUCAUUUACUGUAUAUUUUGUAGUUACAUGUAAGCACCUGAUGUCCUUUACUUUACUUUUUGUGGUUCUUGCCACAGAACUCCGAGGUGCUAUCGGACUUUCUUGCCAUAACCCUUUCAAUUCGAAGAUCUCGGUAGUAAUUCUCCUCACUGUUUGCCAUAUAAUUUUUAUGAUGUUAUUUUGGAUAAUUUGGUUAUCAACUAAUAAUUUAUAUUUCUUUUCAUUCUUACUUGUCUGGUUGCAUUAGAGGAUUAAACAGUGUGUAACAUA
This is a messenger RNA of Pocillopora damicornis (cauliflower coral), 1193 nucleotides long. Its product is annotated as large ribosomal subunit protein uL13m. NCBI's taxonomy places the organism in Eukaryota, Metazoa, Cnidaria, Anthozoa, Scleractinia, Pocilloporidae. The record is from RefSeq and is a predicted model, not a curated record. Gene Ontology annotation, molecular function: mRNA binding; structural constituent of ribosome. Gene Ontology annotation, cellular component: ribosome; mitochondrial large ribosomal subunit. Gene Ontology annotation, biological process: translation; negative regulation of translation.